This is a messenger RNA of Lycium barbarum (goji berry), 2472 nucleotides long. Its product is annotated as ruBisCO large subunit-binding protein subunit beta, chloroplastic. Gene Ontology annotation, biological process: protein refolding. Gene Ontology annotation, molecular function: ATP-dependent protein folding chaperone; ATP binding. The transcript is spliced from 14 exons. The record is from RefSeq and is a predicted model, not a curated record. Lineage: Eukaryota; Viridiplantae; Streptophyta; Magnoliopsida; Solanales; Solanaceae. Bases 86 to 1969 code for a protein of 627 amino acids. Gene Ontology annotation, cellular component: chloroplast stroma.
CAGAUAUUUUUCAGUUAAUCUCUUUUCUUAUCCCUGUAGUACUAGCCUUAAGCAUAAUUGAAACUUCAGCCACCAAAAAAAAAAAAUGAGUUGUUCUUUGAAUCCUUUACAUGCAAUUACUUUGAAAAAUGGCUCAGUACACAGAAUUUCUAAAAGAGUUUCUUGUUCUAUGUUGAAUACAAGAGCUAUGGCUAAAGAAUUGUACUUUAACCAUGAUGGUUCUACCACAAAGAAACUUUUGGUCAUUAUGGAUUUCUUUUUUCUUUAUUUUCUUGAACUAUUACUCUCUCUGUUUCAUUUUAUGGCAGGUGUGGAUUUGGUGGCAGAGCUUGUAGGUGUAACUUUGGGUCCAAAAGGAAGGAAUGUAGUUCUUGCAAAUAAGUAUGGUCCUCCCAAGAUUGUUAAUGAUGGUGAAACUGUUCUUAAAGAGAUUCAGCUGGACGAUCCCCUUGAACAUGUCGGAGUAAAAUUGGUUAGGGAAGCCGGUGCCAAGACUAAUAAUCUUGCUGGCGAUGGUUGCACAACAUCUAUAGUGCUUGCUCGAGGUCUGAUUGCUGAAGGUGUCAAGGUUACUGCAAUGGGUGCAAAUGUUGUCCAAGUGUCUCGUGGAAUUGAGAAAACUGCUAAAGCCCUCAUUUCUGAGCUCAAGUUGAUGUCCAGAGAGGUUGAGGAUCACGAGCUGGAAGAUGUUGCUGCUGUUAGUGCUGGCAAUGAUUAUGCCAUCGGGAAGAUGAUUUCAGAAGCUCUUAGGCGGGUCGGGAAAAAAGGUGUUGUCACAAUUGAGAAAGGGAACUAUACUGAAACCAAUCUAGAAGUUGUAGAAGGAAUGCAGUUUGAUCGUGGCUAUUUGUCACCUUAUUUUGUAACUGAUCGACGAAAGAGGAUUGUGGAGCUUCACGAUUGUAAGUUGCUAUUGGUUGAUAAAAAAAUUUCAAACCCGAAGGAGUUGGUAAAAAUUUUGGACAAUGCAGUAAAGGAGAAAUACCCGGUUUUGAUAAUCGCAGAGGGCAUUGAGCAGGAUGCGCUGGCUCCAGUAAUUAGGAACAAACUCAGGGGUGUCCUAAAGGUAGCUGCAAUAAAAGCUCCAUCUUUCGGGGAGCGCAAGAGCCAUUGCUUAGAUGACAUUGCUAUCUUGACUGGAGGAACUGUGAUCAGAGAUGAUAUGGGCUUGACUCUUGAAAAUGCUCACAAGGCCUUGUUGGGCAGUGCUUCAAAGGUGGUAAUUACUAAGGACUCCACAUUGAUAGUUACUGAUGGAAAUACUCGAGCGGAUGUUAUGAAGAGGGUUUCUCUGAUACAGAAUCUUGUUGAGAACACAGAAGAAAAUUUCCAAAAGAAAAUCUUGAACGAAAGAAUUGCAAGAUUAUCUGGUGGUAUUGCCAUCAUUCAGGUGGGGGCACAAACACAGGUUGAGUUGAAAGACAAACAAUUAAGGAUUGAGGAUGCCCUUAAUGCUGCAAGGGCUGCUACAGAGGAAGGAGUAGUUGUGGGUGGUGGCUGUUGUCUUCUGAGACUAUCAUUAAAAGUGGAUGCUAUCAAAGAAAAGCUAGAUAAUGAAGAUCAGAAGAUAGGAGCUGAUAUUUUCAAAAGAGCACUAUCCUAUCCUGCAAAACAGAUAGCAAAGAAUGCUGGUGUAAAUGGAAAUAUCAUUGUAGAGAAGAUUUUGUCAGUCGAUAACAUGAAAUAUGGAUAUAAUGCUGCAAGAGACAGAUAUGAAGAUCUGAUGGCUGCCAAAAUUUUGGAUCCUACAAAGGUUGUUAGAUGUUGCCUAGAACAUGCAGCAGCAGUUGCCAAGACCUUCCUGAAAUCAGAUGCCGUUGUUAUUGACAUCCCGGAACCAGUAUCCAGAAUAAGACGACCACCACCAAUGCCAACUCCAGGUACUCCUAGUCCCACCAACAACUAUAAUAGGUCCAAGGCUCACUGGUCUCACAGGUCUAGGGGCAAGUGGUCUUUCGUCCAGACAUAAAUGAGAUAUGACUAAUUAUUUUGCCAGUAGCAGAAGAAGGUACUAGCUUAUCGUAAUGAUGCCAACUUCAAACAAUUUCUGCCAUGCUGACAAAAAUUUCAGAUGUGAAGGAAAAAAUUGAUGGUUUUUCCAUCAAAUGACACAUUAUAUUCCAAUUUCCGAAAUCUCUAAAGAACACGUCACAUCAUCAGACAGGAUUAUGCCCGAGUAGCAAUAUGUACAUGUUAGAUGUCUUGCUUAAGCUCAUUGCAUGAAAAGGAAAUGCAUUUUGAGCAAAUGCUUGCAAGUAUCUUAUAUGUCUAACAAUCAAAAUUCUGAAAGAACUGAUGGAAGAGCGAUCCAUGAAAGCAAAUGUGGAUUGUGUACGAGCAAUUAGUUCUAUAGCCGGAUUAAAGUAUAUUUUUUUUCCCCACAUAUGUAGUUCUGCUCAUAUCACGAGAAACACAUAUUUUGUCACCAAACAAAUUCAAUAUAGCAUCACCAAGAUCUGUUCUCCUGUCGAA